AUUACACAAUGACACAAUUCAUUUCUCGCAAUUAUUUUUAAUUUAAACAAGAAGAGUGAAUGCGCGGGUGAAUUAGUCACGUGCCUUAUUGAAGUUCAAAGUACGCUCUGUCGGCUCUGUCUCUGUAUAUUUAGUAACCUUGAGGCAGUUUAUGACCGCGGCUUCCCCAAAGUACAUUAAAAAAAAUUUUAAACUUUCUUUAAACAAAAUGGAUAAUCCGGCUGAAUUUUCAAAACACAACAAAAACACCAUUCGAGAUGCUGUUGAACUAAUAACUAAAUAUAAAAAUUAUUUUAAAUGGUCAGAUAACCCGGAAGAUAUGUUAGAGGUAGGUUGUGCAAACGGAGAAAUUACUUUUGAAGUUGUGUAUCCGUUAGUUGAACCUCACUUAAAAGAAUUAAUCGGAUCGGAUGUGGCAUCGUCAGCUAUAGAAGUAGCAAAUGAACUUCAUAAGAAACCUAAGUUAUCUUUUACAACUAUAGAUAUUGCUGAGGAGGGAUUAUGGAAAAAAUACGAAAAUAGAUUUGGUCAUAUCAUAUCGUUCUAUACACUACAUUUGGUACCAAACCCAGAAAAAUGGACUGAGAAUUUAUUUAAAAUGUUAAAAUCAAAUGGACAAGUUUUUGUUGUAAUGGUUCUCCCUCCGCACCCAUUCCCAAUGGCUACAAAACUACAAAGAGCUGAAAACGAUCCACGUUGGUCUAAAUAUAUGGCUGAAUCUCCAGAAUUAUUCACAGAUUUCGGGGAGAAUCCCUUUGAAACAAUUAAAAGUUUAUUUGAAAACGCUGGAUUUGUUAUUGAUAUUGCUGAAGUGAAUAAACUUAAAUCUGUUUAUCCAACAUUCAAGAGUUUAUCUGCAACAGUACUUGCGAUAAAUAACAUUCAAAAACAUGUUCCUGAGGAUAUUCGACCGAGUUACAUUGAGGAUUUCUUAAAGAAAAUUGAAGAAUGUGUACAACACGAUGAAAAUGGGACUUAUUUCUAUGAUAAGAAUGUUUUAGCUUUAAUUGUUUCUAAACCUUGAAUUUUUACAUAAAUUUAUUUGGUUUUAUAAAUAAAAAUGUUCU
Molecule: messenger RNA, 1067 nt
Organism: Onthophagus taurus
Lineage: Eukaryota; Metazoa; Arthropoda; Insecta; Coleoptera; Scarabaeidae
Product: juvenile hormone acid O-methyltransferase-like
Source: RefSeq, a predicted model, not a curated record